AUGGAUACCUUCAUGGCAGGAGACCCAUCAGUUCAACCCCUUUCACUGGAGUCUUCUCUUCAAGCAGUUGCCAGUGGCUCCUCAGCUGCUACAGGAAGGCCACAGCCAAACACUGCCCCACAACCUCCACCACCUCUAGCCUCCCCUGCCUCUCAGCAACCAACUGUCUCUUCUUCACCAGCUGCUAGUGGUGCUUCAACUAAACACCCUUCACCAUCUCCAGCUACUGGAAGCAUGGCCACACCACUGACACCUCCCUCUCCUGCUUUACAGCCUCCCUCCCCCGCUUCACAGACACCCUCUCCUGCUUCACAAUCACUCUCUCCUGCUUCACAGCCAUUCUCUCCUGCUUCACAGCCUAUCUCUCCUGCUUCAUAG
Molecule: messenger RNA, 378 nt
Organism: Portunus trituberculatus (swimming crab)
Lineage: Eukaryota; Metazoa; Arthropoda; Malacostraca; Decapoda; Portunidae
Product: classical arabinogalactan protein 9-like
Exons: 3
Coding region: 1-378 (125 amino acids)
Source: RefSeq, a predicted model, not a curated record